AUGACGUUACCAAGUUACUGGGGGUAUGCAGUUUACAUGGUUGACUCUCGACGUAAUCUUGUACGGAAUAAUGGUCUCCAAUUGCCUUCAGAGCCGCACACAUACACACAGAUGAAAUGCGAUGCAGGUGGGCUUUUGACAAGGAUUCAAAAUGCAGCUCCAGUGCCGGAAAAGGACACAACACGAAUAAUGAUCAACCAAAACAGUACGCAACCAACACAAAUUCUCCCUGGUUCAAACGGAGACAGCAAUGAAGAAACAACUAACGAUAUCACCAACGGCAGUAAAAUAUUAUCCUCGGAUUUGCAAUUAAACAAUGAAGAAACGCAACGAACUGUAAAAGAUAACAUCGAUAAACUUCCGAACACACUGAUUGAAAAGAAAAACCGAAACGAAAAUGACCAAGCAAUAACAGAUGACGUUUUGUUUCCGUAUAACAAAUAUAGCAGGUUUGCUAUGGAAUGGAAAGGUAUUGUGGAGGAGUAUGAAUGGGUGUACAGUAAUUUGAAACGCGACAAACACAAAAACACAAAACCUAUUGUUCUUGGCAAAGAAAACUUUGGUUUAACUUCAACGGUAAAAAGCAGAGUGUCAUUUUAUAAUAAUAACAACAAAUUUAAAAAAGGAGACAAGAUACACAUUGCGGUAGAAACGUACGAUAAAUAUGGUAAUGCAAGACAUAAAGGUGGCGACUUUCUUCAGGCAAUCAUGUCAAACAACAAACUUGUUAAAAGCACAGCGGGACGUGUAUUUGACUAUGGGAAUGGGACGUAUUCUGUGUACUUCUAUGCUGCAUGGGCUGGAGAAGCAAAUAUUGUCGUUCUUAUGCCAUUUACACGAGAGUUAAUACUGUAUAUAAACAAAGUAGUAAGACAAAAAGAUCGGCGUGCAGCAUCGGAUGGUGAUUUUGGAAAUGGAAUCCAGACAGAAAGAGGUAUUUGCUCCUUACUUCAUGAUGGUCCAUGGGAAAAUAUGUGUACUUAUGAAAAUAAGAACUCCCUUGGUGAGACAGUGUUGAUUUGUGACAAACCUCAUAAUCCAUUGUCGUGUAAAGAUCUCGUGAAUGUUACUACGGGUAUCAAACAGUUGAAUAAGAUAGCAUCUGAAGAGAUACUUGGUGCCAGCGAUUUAUUCAAAGAUAAACAAGACAACAAGUUUGCCGCCACGCCAUUGAAGAUCAACAUACAGGAUGCCAAUCCAGAGAUCCUAAAACUACCAGCAUGUGGUCCAGACAUGGCUAUUCCUGUAUUUGACGGUUAUUGGACAGACAAUGAUACAUACGUGUCCAUGGUUUGUAGAAGUCAGCAAUGGACGCAGUCGCAGAUUCAACAGUGUAUUUCCAGGAAAUUAAUAUUCAAGAUGGCCGGCGAUUCCACACUCAGUCAACUAAGUUGGGCACUUAAUAAUCGCCCAGGUGCCCUCAGAGCAUGGACGCAUGGUAGUGAAUGCGUAGGAAAUGCUCUACGAAUAGGACCGCAAUCACAUUAUGUGUGGAACUACACUUUCGAGAGCGAGUUUCUCGACAAAAUUGAUUCUGACUUUUGUAGUAAUAACUAUGUUGUUGUUGUAUUUAAUCUCAUGUUUCACUAUGCAACGUGGUCGAUAAGGUCUUAUGUAGACAGGCUUAUGGUAACUAAAUUAGCAUUAGAACGAUUUUUUAAAAGGUGUCCUACCGCUAAGGUUUUCUUUAAAUCUGCUCAUGCAAGAGACAACAUAAAUAAUUUGCAAAACUUACAUAGCGGCAAUUUUAUAUUUUACGAUUAUGAUCGCAUGAUACGCCGUGUUUUUGGUGGGAUGGGAGUUCACUUUCUGGGUGUUUGGGACAUGGCAUUAUCUCAUUUCUCGAAACCUGACGUGCAUAUGGAUAUGAAAGUAAUAUUGCAGGAAGCACACUUACUCUUAUCCUAUGUAUGUCCAGAUCUAGUCGAAUAA
Messenger RNA from Saccoglossus kowalevskii, 1932 nucleotides. Its product is annotated as NXPE family member 4-like. Lineage: Eukaryota; Metazoa; Hemichordata; Enteropneusta; Harrimaniidae. The record is from RefSeq and is a predicted model, not a curated record.